Hymenoscyphus albidus is the source of this 318-nucleotide messenger RNA. The record is from the annotation of a GenBank genome assembly. NCBI's taxonomy places the organism in Eukaryota, Fungi, Ascomycota, Leotiomycetes, Helotiales, Helotiaceae.
AUGCUCGUCUCUCGCGUUAUCGCCAUUGUGGCUGUUACUGGUUCACUCGGACUUGCACUUCCCACGAGCGCUCGUAAGUUUGUCUGUUGCUUCAUCAAGUUACGAUGCUAACCAGUGAUAGCAGUUCCACGUGCCGAGGGCUACGAAUCACAAAUCUUGGCCAGUCGCUCUGCGGGAGAUGUCGUGGCUCGCCAUGAGGUCUAUAAGAGACCAUUCACCGCCCGACGCUCUGAGAGCGAGUCUAAAAGAGAUGUCGUUGCUCAACAGGAAGUCUAUAAAAGACCCUUUACCGCCAGGCGUUCUGAGAGCGAUUCCUAG